Molecule: messenger RNA, 897 nt
Organism: Fusarium mangiferae
Lineage: Eukaryota; Fungi; Ascomycota; Sordariomycetes; Hypocreales; Nectriaceae
Exons: 4
Coding region: 1-897 (298 amino acids)
Source: RefSeq, a predicted model, not a curated record
AUGCCUCGACUUCCGCCCCUUGACAAGCUACCUCUUGCGGCACGCAAAAACCUCCGCGAUGAAUGGCAGAACAAACAGGCAGACUUCGAAGAGCAGCUCUCGAAAGCCAUGGGUGUUGAUUGGAAGAUCGACAUUGAGGCUCUUGCUGUGGUGCCUUACGGCGCGGCGGACUCUUGGGCCCGUGAGAGCCCAGGCUCGAUGAUUGCAAACUAUGUCGAGGAGGCUAUUAAGGAACUCGAAAGAAACCCCAAGUAUCACGACGAAAUCAAUAAGCUGGCCUCAGCUCAUGUUCUCACCAUGGACGUGGAUGAGGAAGAAACGUUUGAUGCAUGCGGAGUUAAGUUCACAAGCGAUGGGAAGCUUGCUAUAGUGUUCGGCGCCGACAGACUCGGCUCCAACACUGGCGACGCUUUCUGGCAUAAGAACCUGGAGAAGGGAAUCAGCUUGGCUCCUACUACGGACACACUGAGCUUCUAUGCCCGCAAAGGCAUCCGUGAGGACUACGAGCCGGACAUUGCCGACGUACAGUCUGAGCUGAAGGAUAUCCUACACAAGGACAUUACUCUACACCCCCACUUCGAGGAGGUUUAUGGGAAACUGAAGCAGACCAAGAAUGGAACCGACUUUGAUCAAUACCUCGGUGCAUUUAUACUCAACUACUUCCGUGGCCUGGUCAGUACGUUGAAGUGGCGCAAAUUUGACAGCGAUGACAUGCUACAAGAGGCGUUGAAUGAGGCUAUGGAGAAGGGAGAAGUGCACUUUCGCAUCCUUGAUACAGUUGAGGGAAGCAGUGGAGAGGCAGCCAUUGAAGAUGGUAUACUCUACUUGCAGACAUCCCCUGACAAGUGGGGAUCAAACAUUGACGACAUCUCCAACAACAUCAUGGACCUACUUUGA